Molecule: messenger RNA, 1504 nt
Organism: Trichoderma atroviride IMI 206040
Lineage: Eukaryota; Fungi; Ascomycota; Sordariomycetes; Hypocreales; Hypocreaceae
Biological process (GO): mRNA splicing, via spliceosome
Cellular component (GO): nucleus
Source: RefSeq, a predicted model, not a curated record
CGCGAGCCCUAGCAUGGAUAAGGGAUCAUUAGGUUCUCGCCAACGAAGCAGCAUCCCUAUGACACCACGGUCAUUAGGAAGCACACAAGCCGAUUUCGCGCGACAACUAGCUGAGAGGAACCACGCGCUACAUCCGCAAAAGAAGUUUAAAUCAUCCACGCCAAGGGGAGUGAAGCUGGGAACAGGGUAUACCGACAGGUCACAAACUCGCGAGGACAACGAAGAUGACCGGGAGGAGAGAUUGAAGGCGCUUGAAAAAGCUCUUAAAGACGAAGAAAUCGACCAACCAACAUACGAAAAGCUAAGAUUCCAAAUUGCAGGUGGAGAUCUUGGGAGCACACAUCUGGUAAAGGGACUCGAUUUCAAGCUCCUUGAAAGGAUACGCAAAGGCGAGGACGUCUACGGAAAUAAGGAACCGGAAAAGGAAGAAGCUGAAGCUGCCGCUGAAGACGUAGACGAUGAAUUCGACGAGCUCGAAGACCGAGACGUACAAGCAAUCGCAAAGGAAAAGGGAGAAAAGAAAAAGGGCAAUCUCUCAACCGUGGCUCUGGCUCCGGGAAAGAAGAGAACACGCGACCAGAUUCUAGCGGAGCUAAAAGCAGCCCGGCUAGCAGCAAAGGAAGCGCAAGAAUCAACUCUUGGAGACCGAUUCAAGAAGAUUGGAGCAAAACAAAAACCAGGAACACGAAUCGAAAAAGACAGUAAAGGAAGGGAAGUUUUGAUUAUAGUAGAUGAAGAUGGGCAUGAGAAAAGGAAGGUUCGGAAGGUACAGCCCGAACAGGAAGAUUCACGGGGCGGCCUUUUAAUGCCAGACAAGGAUGCCAAGCCGUUGGGUAUGGAAGUUCCUGAACAAUACCGGAAGAAAGAGGAGGCAGAGGAAGACGAUGGCGAUGUGGAUAUCUUUGAAGAUGCCGGUGACGACUACAAUCCAUUGGCCGGAGUGGAGGGAUCUGACUCUGAUUCGGACGAAGAAGAGAGUGACAACAGCAAGCAGGAAGCAAGUAAGGAGGCCGGCACAAAAGAAUCUAUGCCACCCCCGCCAAAGCCGUCUCUUUCACAGCCAGAACGCCGCAACUACUUCAAAGAUGCAAAGACGGGACUUAUAUCCAAGGAAGCCAACAAAGGGCCAUCUAUGUCUGACCCGGCAAUAUUGGCAGCCAUCAAGAAGGCAGCAUCUCUCAGGCCCAUCGAGCAAGAAGGUGAGGACGACAAAGCCAAGGAAGAGGCCAAAGCGCUGGAAGAACGAAGGAAGAAGCUCCUUCAAAUGCAGAGCCGUGACGACGAUGACAUCGACAUGGGCUUUGGCACUAGUAGAUUUGAGGAUGAGGAAGACUUUGACGAUUCGAAAGUCAAGCUGUCGAAGUGGGGCGAUGACACCGGAGAAGAGGGUUCAAGUAGAGGCGACAAGUCAAAGCGGAAGAGGGGGCCGAAGAAGCGAAAAGGCGAUGCCAACAGCGCGGCGGACGUGAUGCGGGUCGUCGAGCAGCGCAAGAAGUCUGGAUGA